AUGAAGACGUCAGCAAAGAACCCUAAUAGAUCAUCUGGCUCGGUGUCAAAAGUAAGAAAAAAUUCACAGCUUUCCGUUUGCUCAGAUGAUCAGGGAUUUGAAACAGAUUUAGAGGACGAUCUUGAGAAACUUCAUAUUGAAAAAGAAAGAAAGAAAUUCAUCAAGACAACGGCGGAGCGUUACUUUGAAGCUUGCGAGAGCCUAAACGCUGUUCCCGUUGCCAAAUUUCUACGCCAAUGUCAAACAGGUUUAGUAGAUCUCAAACACUAUGGCAUUCAAGAUAUCGGGGUGCAGGCGAUCGCUAUGGCCCUGGAACAAGACAUAACAGUUACAUCGCUUUGUUUGUGUGAUAAUGGCAUUGGAGAUCUGGGUUCUAUUGCCUUGUCAAGGAUGCUCAAAGACAACUGCUUUGUCACACACUUAGAUAUCUCUGCGAAUAAAAUUGGCAAGAAAGGUGCCAUCGCGAUUGGUUGUAUGUUAAUCGAGAAUGCCUCCUUGCAAGAAUUAAACUUGAGUGGUUGCGGGAUCCAAGGCAAAGACUUCAAGCAUUUCUUAAAUGCCUUGUCUUCCAAUCCACACUUACGAAGGCUAGACUUUGGUUACAACGACCUUGGAGAAGAAGGCGCGAUUUAUUUGGGUAGAUCUCUGGCGAAAAACCGGAAACUGGAACUUCUUGAUAUAAGCUGGAAUAACAUUAGGGCGUCCGGAAUCGAAGAGAUGGCAAGGGACCUUGAGACAAACGAGAAACUGAAGGAACUUAACCUUUCUUGCAAUUGUUUCUCUGAUGAUGGAGCAAGCCAUCUUGGAACAGCGCUUAUCCGUAACCAUUACCUUAAGGUGCUAGAAAUGCAGAGUUGUGGUAAGUAAUUAUAAAAAGUCCACCAAGAGGAAACCCUUAAUAAGUUGAGCGGGGAAAGGUUACACAACUCAAGCUAAGUUUGGCCAUGUUUGCGCCCAGGGGAUACUCCCAUGAUUGGUUUUGGGUUUCAUUCCUUCAUCCCCCUACUCCCCCUCCCCCCAGCAAUGUUGUGCCCCCCCCCCGAAAAAAGGACUCAUUUACCAUUUCCGCAUAGACCAUACUGCACCUUGUUUACCCCCCAAAUUUUGCAUAACCAUUGUCUUCGAUUUCUCUUGAGAGACUGUAAUACCCAGGAGAAAUCGGAAACAAUGGCUAUCUAUACAAAAUUUGGGGUGGGGGGUGCGUGGAGGAGGGAGGUAAACAAGGUGCAUUGUGGUCAAUGGGAAUUUCCACCCAUUGUGCUCAAAAUUCAACAUUGCUUGGGGUGGUAGGGGGAGGAGGGGGGGGGGGGGGAAGGUCACCAGUUUUACUUAUAUCUUAUCACCGGAAAGGUCUCAACACUUUUCAUCUCCUCCUGACCUCCAUUCUGGUCUUACGCACCUCGACAUGGCAUCUUUUUUCAGGAAUCCAUAUUGAUGGAGCCUUUGAAAUCGCUGACGCGCUAAAGAAAAACAACACGCUGGAGGUACUAAGGAUAGGAAAGAACUCAUUCCAAAGUUUUGGUGCUUGUUUACUUCUUCGUGGGCUCAGAUACAACCAGACAAGUGCUUUACGAGAACUUAUUCUAGACGAUGUGGCGUUUGAUAGGUAAGGAAAAAAAUUCCUUUAAUGGCCAAACUAUACUAUGGAAGUAAGGAAUUAAAAGAACAACACACAAACAGAAAAAACUGCCGUGCAGGUUGUCGAAACGUCAGUCAAUGUUUACAACAGUCCUAUUCAGAACUCUAACCCCGAUGCAUCAUACUCCACCUACUUGUGAAACGAGGGUGAACUUAUUAAGGCCUCUUCACAUGAGACCGGUUGACCGGGCUGGUCCGGUUACCGGGAUGAAAGCAGGAUGAAUUCUGACGGCCUGGAUGGCAUUGUCUGAACUUGCAUUGCCUGCUGUAUUUUACCGUCAUAAGAAUCCAAUGAACUGCAGUGAUACAGCUUUCAGAGUUGCCGAAGUUAUGAUGGGCGCGAAAGUCAAAAUUAGUGUGUUUUGCCAUGUUUGCCUUGUUUCUCGAAUUUGGUGCCAGAUCUAGUCCCCAGAAAAUUUGACCUUUUCUCAUCUCUGGGCUGAAACUAGGAAAUUCAUCCCGAAAUUUCCCAUUUCUCGAAAGUCCCGAACCCAAAUCAAAUAUUCAAAUCCCGGUAAAGAAUAAGAGCUCCUGGCUAGCAAACUACUCCAUUUUGUUUCAUUAACUGACAGUUUUAUCGUGUUAGAUGCAAACUAUUGCCUCAUUAUUAAUGUAAACAGAGACAGCUUAUCGGGCCCUUAAUUUGUGGUUUUUCAAACGGGCUCAUUUCUUCUUGUUUUUUAAUUUCUUCUUUAAAAGUAAUGACCAAGAACGAGAAGUCCAAAGACUACUGCAAAGCUGAUUUAAAACAACGUGUAUUGUUUUUUAUAACAAUAUUUCGUUUGCCAUACCAGCCUUCUUCAGGUUUACAGAUGUUACUGAACUUAUGUAGCAAUCACAACAUUAUAUAGAUGGAGAAUGUCGCAAUAAAAAUUGUUUAAAAGGGAGAGGCGGAAAUGACGUACAACACAAAAACUGGAAAGGAAAAUACUAAAGAGAUGGGUUACAAUAAUUCGUCAGGGCGGUUUAGGCCACGAGGUUCAAGGGUCAUGCCUUAUCUAUCAAAUGCGACUCCCUGGCCUUUGAUCAGCACUGCUAUAGCUUGCUUCAGUUCAUUUCAGUUUAUUGCUUUGCUACGAUGACGUAAAGAAAAAAAAAAAACAAGAAAAUCUCAUUGAAAAGCUUAUGGCGAGGAAGCCCAAGGGAAGCCACCGGGUUUAUAAGGAAUUAAUGAGUUCCCUCAGUAAAAUCAUUUUAACAAAAUAUUAACAGAAUUAUCCAUGCAAAAAUCAGUGGCAGAGCUACAAUAAACCUUAAAUAUAUUAGAAAGCCGUAAUAAUCAUAGUUAGGCUACAAAAAUGCGAAAGGAAGAAAAACUGAGAGAAAAAAAGUGAAAGUGACAAGCAGAGGUAAAGACAAAAAAAUAAACUUUUAUUAUAAGAGGAAGGCUUUCUACUUACAGCAAAAGGAAGCAGCAGGUACUUGUUGUACUGUAAAAUUCCGAAAAUAAGCCCCUCCAUGUGUAAGCCCCUCCAAAUAUAAGCCCCCCAAAGCGGUAACGCAAAAAACACUCCAUUAAAUAGCCCCUCCAAACAUAAGCCCCCCAGGGGCUUGUACUUGGAAAAUUGCCCUCAGGUACAAAGUAAAACAAAGCAAAGACGAUAAAUUUACUUGCAACAAUAAGGCUAGCCCAAUCGAUUUUGAAACGCAAAGUUUCCCUCCGUAGAUAAGCCCCUUCGAAUAUGAACCCUUCCAAAAAUAAGCCCCUCAAAAAGGGCCUUUGAUAAAUAUAAGCCCCGGGGCUUAUUUUCGGAAUUUUACGGUUUCAAAUUUCAAAAUUAGGAGAGUUAAAGAAUUUAGGACCUUGGAACUGACGUCGAAGUGCUUUUUCUAUUCCGGUUUUUAAGCCCCCUCUGAUAUAAGCCCUUCCCUCUAUAAACCCUUAGAAAACCCUUUAAAAAGAUGUAAAAGCGGUAGUUUACGGUAUAGCAAAGGUUACGGUACAGCUUGCUAUCUUAGGUAUGUUUUAUCAUCUUGUCGUUUUAUAUUCAGGGAAUGUGAAAAUGAGUUGGAAGCUCUUUUGGAGGAACGACCCAACUUCAACUGUUCCUGGGAUGUGAGCAUAAAAGGAGGACAUGUAGGAAAAGCAGGGAUCAAAACUAAGAAGCCCGACGCGGUGGAACUAUUCCAAACCUUUGUACGCACCCGAGGCCUUCGUCUCAUCGACUUGUUCAGAUUCUUGGCAAAAGACGUUAACGCUACACACCUCACAAAGACCCAGUUUAUUAAUGGUCUGAAAAAACUGAAUGUUCCGUUGAAGGAUCACCAGCUAAGAGCACUGUUCAGUAGUCUGGAUGUUAAUGGAGAUGAUGAGGUUCAGUUUCACGAGUUGCUAAGCUCGAGGAGCCACUACCUAAAAACGACGCGGAAAUAA
Molecule: messenger RNA, 4012 nt
Organism: Porites lobata
Lineage: Eukaryota; Metazoa; Cnidaria; Anthozoa; Scleractinia; Poritidae
Source: the annotation of a GenBank genome assembly